This is a messenger RNA of Chlorella variabilis, 984 nucleotides long. RefSeq lists its product as hypothetical. Gene Ontology annotation, molecular function: structural constituent of ribosome; mRNA binding. The record is from RefSeq and is a predicted model, not a curated record. Lineage: Eukaryota; Viridiplantae; Chlorophyta; Trebouxiophyceae; Chlorellales; Chlorellaceae. Gene Ontology annotation, biological process: translation. The transcript is spliced from 7 exons. The coding region runs from base 1 to 984 and encodes 327 amino acids.
AUGGAGGAGCCCGCGGUGGAGGCCGAGGCCGCUCAGGAGUCCUCCUCAGCAGACGAGUGGGACCGCGAGACGGCCUACGCGCGCUUCGAGCAGCUGCUGGACACCCACGACUUCGACUUCCACACUGGGGACAAGGCAAGCCGCACAGUGGUGCGCGUCGACCAGCGCGGCGCGUACGUGGACAUUGGCGGCAAAUCCACCGCCUUCUGCCCCACCGCCGAGCUGGCGCUGGCGAACAUCCCACGGUCCACCCAGGUGGUGGGCACCCACUCCUGCCGUGACUUUGUGGUGAUCCGCGAGGAGCGCAACGGAGACCUCAUGCUGUCCCUCAAACGCAUGGAGCUGCAGGUGGCCUGGCAGCGCCUGCGGCAGUACCUGGAGGAUGACGUGUCGGUGGAGGGUCGCGUGGUGGCCACCAACCGCGGCGGCGUGAUUGUGGAGGUGGAGUGCAUCCGCGGCUUCUGCCCCGGCUCCCAGCUGGGCCAGCGGGUGCAGACCUUCGAGGAGCUGCUGGACCGCACCAUGGCCUUCAAGGUGACCGAGGUGGAUGAGGAGAAGGCGCGGCUCAUGCUGUCCAACAAGCGCGUCGUCGCCGACGAGCGCGUGGGCGGGUUCAAGGUGGGCGACGUGGUGGAGGGCACUGUGAUCAGCGUGAAGCCGUACGGCGCGUUUGUCGACAUUGGCGGCGCCUCGGGCCUGCUCCACAUCUCCCAGAUCUCGCACGACCGCAUCACAAACGUGGACAAGGUUCUGUCUGAGGGCGACCGCAUCAAGGUGAUGGUGCUGAGCCAGGACCGCGAGCGCGGCCGCGUGGCGCUGUGCACCAAGAAGCUGGAGCCGACGCCGGGAGACAUGCUGCGCGACCCAGCGCUGGUGUACGAGAAGGCGGAGGAGAUGGCGGCGCUGUUCCGGCAGCGCGUGGCGGCGGCGGAGGCGGCGGCGCGCGCCGAGGACGCCGUGCCAGCAGCCGAGGCCGCCGUCUGA